CUUAUCUGCACUAUUUCAGUCACAUUUUCUCUUCCUUUUUAACAUAAAGCUUUGCAGACUCUUAUGGAAAUAGUAUCAAUAUCUUCCAUUUCCUUUUCAAGUUGCUUAUGAUUUCAAAAACCCACCUUUAUACACAAAACUCAAAAACCAAAACAGAAAAGGAGAUUACUCAUAACUCAAAACUGUGUGUGUGUGAUUUUUCCAAAACUCAAAAAGAAGAAAAAAAAUGUUUUCUCAAUCAUGCACGGACCUUAGAAAUCUCAUAUCUGUUGAAGACUUAUGGUACAUGAAUCGGGUCCCGACGGUAAUUCGGGUUCCGGGUUUAAUAUCCGAAUUGGGAACAACAUCAACAACCACAACAACGACGACAACGACGACGACGACGACGGCGACAACAACCUCGGACCAAAUCGAAAACAACAACAACAACAACAGGGUUUCUCGGAAGAGGAUCAUCAUCGUAUCAAACCAGUUACCAAUACGCGGAACGCGCGUGGAAGGCACGAACCAAUGGUGUUUCGAGUACGACUUUAACGGUGGCUUGGCGUUAGAGCUGAGAGACGUUUUGAGCGCUGACGUGGAUGUCGUUUACGUCGGUUGCCUGAAGGUCGAGAUCGACGAGGAUGUUCAGGAUGACGUGGCGGCACAACUGUGGGAAAAGUUUCGAUGCGUGCCGGUGUUCUUGCCGAACGAGAUUCGAGACAAGUAUUAUCAUGGGUUUUGUAAGCAUUACCUAUGGCCUUUGUUUCAUUACAUGUUGCCUAUGAUGUCGGUCCACGGACCUCGAUUCGAUCGAGAGCAGUGGACAGCUUAUACCAUCUCGAACAAGCUGUUUGCUAAUCGAGUGACAGAGAUUUUCAAUCCUGAAGACGAUUACGUUUGGAUCAAUGACUAUCAUCUUAUGUUGUUGCCUACUUUUUUGAGAAAGAAGUUUUAUAGAGUGAAGCUUGGUUUUUUCUUGCACAGUCCGUUUCCUUCGUCAGAGAUAUAUCGAACUUUGCCGGUACGUGAAGAGAUUCUUCAUGGUCUUUUAAAUUGUGAUUUAAUUGGGUUUCAUACGUUUGAUUAUGCUAGACAUUUUUUGACAUGUUGCAGUAGAAUGAUGGGUAUUGAUUAUCAGUCUAAAAGGGGUUACAUUGGGUUAGAUUAUCAUGGUAGAACUAUUACUGUUAAGAUAUUACCUGUUGGGGUUCAUAUGGGUCAUCUUCAACGGGAUUUGUCUCAUGAUGAGACGGCUAAGAAGGUUAAGGAACUUAAGGAGAGAUUUAAUGGGAAAAUUGUGAUGUUGGGUUUGGAUGAUAUGGACAUGUUUAAGGGAAUCGGUUUUAAGAUUAAGGCAAUGAAACAGCUUCUAUAUGGGCAAAAUGUUUUGAAGGGGAAGGCAGUUCUUAUUCAGAUUCUAAACCCGGCAAGGAGUCGGGGUCAGGAUAUUCAGGAUGUUGAGUCUGAGAUAGCUGAUCUUGCUAAAGAGACUAAUGAGAUGUUUGGAGAACCCGGGUAUGAGCCGGUUGUGAUAAUCAAUGGCCCACUUAGCUCACAAGAGAAGGCUGCAUACUAUGCCAUUGCUGAUUGUUGUGUGGUGACUCCUGUGAGGGAUGGUAUGAAUUUGGUGCCUUAUAAGUAUACUGUGUGCAGGCAGGGCAGCCCUAUGCUGGAUGAGGCAUUGGGGAUUGACAAGGCUACGCAGCCUAAAAAGAGCAUGAUUGUUGUUUCUGAGUUCAUUGGGUGCUCGCCUUCUCUUAGUGGGGCGAUUCGUGUCAAUCCAUGGAAUAUUGAUGACCUUUGCUCUGGCAUGUAUCACGGAAUCACGGCCAAGGAUACAGAGAAGGAAUUGCGCCAUGAGAAGCACUAUAAGUACAUUAGCACUCAUGAUGUUUCCUAUUGGGCCAAGAGUUUUGAUCAUGACCUUGUGAGAGCUUGUAAAUUGCAUGAUGACAUGAGGUUUUGGUCCAUGGGGAUGGGCCUUAGAUUCAGGGUUGUGGCUCUGAGUAAAAAUUUUAAGAAACUUAGUAUGGAUCAUGCCGUAUGGACUUAUAGCGGAAUGAAUAACCGAUUGAUCCUUUUGGACUAUGAUGGCACUGUGAUUCCAGAAAAUUCUGCGGACAAGACUCCUAGUAGCAAAGUUAUUUCUGUCUUGAAUUCUUUAUGUAGUGAUCCCAAAAACAUUGUUUUCAUCGUGAGUGGCAGAGGAAGAGAUAAUCUUAGCAAGUGGUUUUCUCCAUGUGAGAAAUUGGGUAUUUCAGCAGAACAUGGUUACUUUACUAGGUGGACUAAGGAUUCUUCUUGGGAGACUUGCAACUUAACAAUGAGCUUUGAUUGGAAAAGUAUGGUAUUACCUGUGAUGGAGCACUAUACAGAGGAAACUGACGGGUCUUUCAUAGAGCAGAAAGAGAGUGCAUUGGUGUGGCACCAUGAACAUGCUGAUGUUCUAUUUGGCUCAUUCCAGGCUAAGGAUCUUCUCCACCACCUUGAGAAUGUACUUUCUAAUGAGCCUGUAGUUGUUAAAAGAGGGCGCGGUAUAGUUGAAGUGAAACCACAGGGCAUUAGCAAAGGGACAGCUGUGGAAAACAUUAUCUCAACCAUGAUAAGUCAGGGGAAGGAGCCAGAUUUUGUGCUGUGCAUAGGGGAUGACUACUCAGAUGAAGUUAUGUUUGAAACCAUUGCAGCUAAGGUUCCCAACCAGUUGCCGGCCGCAGCAAAAGUCUUUCCCUGCAGUGUUGGUAUGAAACCAAGCAAGGCAAAAUACUUUCUUGAUGAUACUGAUGAAGUCAUCAAGUUGCUUCAAGGCCUUACCAAUCCAGGAAGGUUAGGUGAUCUCAAGAAAUUGUUGACAUGACGGAGGAAUGACUGAUUUGGUAAGGGGAAAAUUACAUGUAUGUAUUCAGUUUGCGUCAGAACCCAGAAAAAAGUGGGCCUUCGGUUUAGAAUCAUGUUCUUCUGGGAUCUUACCACUCUUGGAGGGUCAGAUUUUAAUUUAGAACUAAUGAUACAGCAAACCUUGUAUAGAAAACAGUUACCUCUGACAGGCCCAUUUGAAAAGGCAAUACAUAGGAAUUUACUGAAUAGCUUGUUCAUGUUAGAAUAUUAGAAUUUGCAAAUUGGAUUAUUCAUGUUAAAGAUUUUCAAACUAGCUUA
Messenger RNA from Quercus lobata, 3135 nucleotides. RefSeq names its product probable alpha,alpha-trehalose-phosphate synthase [UDP-forming] 11. Gene Ontology annotation, cellular component: cytosol. Gene Ontology annotation, molecular function: trehalose-phosphatase activity. Gene Ontology annotation, biological process: trehalose biosynthetic process. The record is from RefSeq and is a predicted model, not a curated record. NCBI's taxonomy places the organism in Eukaryota, Viridiplantae, Streptophyta, Magnoliopsida, Fagales, Fagaceae. Bases 227 to 2836 code for a protein of 869 amino acids. The transcript has 3 exons.